CUUUAUGGGGCGCCGUUUGUAAAUUUAUUAUUUAUCAAAGUUUUCUUUAAAUUUUGUGCAAUAUAUUUAGCUAUUUAUAAAUAACGUAAAUUUAUCCACGAAAAAUAUGCGAUUUAUAAAUCACAAACAUUGAGCGAUCUAAGGAGUUGCUAUUUGUAAAUCGCAAAAAUUGAGAAAUCCAAAACAUUGCGAUUUAUAUAUCGCAAAAAUUACAACUCAAGAGUUUUACUAUUUCUAAAUCACAAAAAUCCAAAAAGUUGCGAUUUAUAAAUCGCAAAAAAAUGACAACUCGAGAUAUUUGUAAUUUAUAUAUCACAAAAAUUAGGAAAGUGCAAUAUACAUAUCGCAAAAAAAAUGAAAACUCAAGAGUUUUACUAUUUACAAAUCACAAAAAUCUAAAAAGUUGCGAUUUAUAAAUCGUAAAAAAUGACAACUCGAGAAAUUUGUGAUUUAUAAAAAAAUAAAAAAUAAAAAAAAAUAAAUCAAUAAAAAGUACGGUAUAUAUAUUAUAUAAAUUUAUAUCGCAAAAAAAUAUUCCAGGAAAAUAGUGUAUGAAAAUUAAUUGACAAUGUUUUAAAAUAUUGUUGGGCUACCUGUGUCGAUCGGAUAGACCACAUGGUCGCUUGAUCGGCUACUCUCUUCGGCGACUUUGAUCAAUCGUAAUCGUCCCUAAUGAAUUCAACACCGCCUUCCCAGCUGGCUUUAGCCAUUGAAAAGRCACUAGUUGAGCUUAAUGGCACCAAGGAGAACACCAGUAUGAGCACACCUCAGCAUUCAGCGCCACCUUUGCCGUCUGCUUUUCAACCUACACCAAGAUGGAGGCCCCCACCGAAAAAAUCCAAAAAAAAUGACACUAAAACACCUAAAAAUAGGAAAAUAUACACCAAAAACAUCGUUUGCUUGGUUCCCGUGCAGGAUGGCACUUCUAAACCUCUUUCAAUACCAAGGGGAGAGGCAAGGGCUAACCUAACUGAGCAUGGCCUCGUUGGAAAAAUUAACAUUGAAUAUUCCAUGUCAGCAGAAGACAUUCACGAUGAAAUAUGCAGUCUUUUCAAAGACUGUUUUGCAGCAGAUGGACUUAAUUACAGCUACCUGAGCAUAAUGCCUGGUACCAAAAAGCUGCACAUACCAAAAACAACAAAGGCUUUUGUCUGGGAUGCUCCCCAGGUACUGAGCAUUUGCACUCGAGACACAUUAUAUAUAUUAUCAAGCUCCAACCCUAUAGUUUCGACGAAGAAUGAGUCAGUUUCUGAUGAGGACUCUUCAGACGAGUCUUUAAUGCAUCCAGUAUUUGGUGACUCCAAAGGAAAUACUUGCAGAAAUGAAAAUGCGGAUGCCAACAUCUCAAGUUCCUCAAAUAUAUUCAGUUCUUAUGCAUCACUCAUAAAUAAAGAAAUAAUAGAAAUACCUUCCGAUGAAGAUGAAGUUGAUCAUAAAUCUGAAAGUGACAACAGCCAAACCUUGACACCCAUAACAGAUAUAUUGGACAAGCUGCAAGCGCCUCUUACAGAAUCCAAUAGCGUCUCAAGUAUCAACAUACGCAGACAAUUUGUACUUGAGGAUACUAUUAGAUUUCUAAAACGAAAACGCUUUGACGAAAAAGCAACAAUCUCUGUAAGAUUUGCAGACGACCACGGAGUCGGGGAGGGAGCGAUUGACGCAGGGGGACCCCGACGGGAAUUUUUAAGACUGUUAGUCAAGGCAGUGAACGAGCAGUCCGGUGUUUUUUGCGGCCCCAUUGAUGGCCGAACACUACAGGCUAAUGCCUCAGCUCGAGAAAAGGACCUAUAUAGGUUCACAGGAACCAUCCUGGCGUGGGCAAUUGUACAUGGCGGCCCUGCCCCAAGAUUUUUUAGUACAUCACUGUACAAUGCUUUAUCGUCAAAUGGGGUUACAGUGGUUAGAAAAGAGGAUAUCGCAGACCCUUCUUUGAAGGAAUGUGUGUACAAAAUAGCGUCAUCGUCAAAUCUAGAAGAACUUAGAAAGAACCUCUCGGUUCCUGAAAUCUCCACCAUUCUGGAGGCCCAGGGAGUUGCCACAGCCCUUAUCAAGUCCAUCGACGACAAAGAUUGGCUGUGCAAUCUUAUAGCGAGGCAUAUCAUUGUAGACGCGCCCAGGUCCUUUCUGGAAGACCUCAAGUCAGGGUUGGAAACUCUUGGUGUUCUCCAAAAAAUGCACGAAUUUCAAGAAGAAUUCAGGGACAUUUUCGUCCCUAGUAAAAGUAAUUCGAAAAUUGACGCCCAGACCAUAGACAGUUUAUUUGUCAUCGACUAUGCAGAAAUGGGCUCCAAUUUAAGAAGCAAACAAGAAAUUGCUGUUGUGUACUGGAGAGAUUACUUGCAAGACUGUGAAUGUGGCUCAGAAUCAAAGGCGACACUAAAAGAUGUUAUGGUGUUCAUCACAGGAGCAGAGGAGCCCCCGCCGCUAGGAUUCGACUCAUAUCCAACCAUAGAGUUCACCGAUGACCGUCUUCCAACUGCCAAUACAUGUGGUACUGUGCUGCGACUACCAACGUCGUACACACAGUACGAUGAUUUCAAGGAGGCCAUUGAUUUUGCUAUUCUAAACUCACCAUGUUUCGGACAAAUUUAGUUCCUUUUAUAAACGUUUUGUUUGAGUGCUAUUUUCUGCACCGCCGUUCUAUUUGAUCGCUUUUGCAUGCAGUGCUCUCAGUAAAAGAACAAAAAAGAUUUACUCGGGUACCUCAAUGAACACUUUAUAGUAUGAUCAUAACGUAAGAACAUCUCUUCGAAAUUAAAACAAGUGUCUAGCUUUAUUGUAAGCCCUUACAUUCAAUAACACAUAUAAUACUAUAAACAUUGAUAUAACAUGCUUUGCCUUCAUGUUUAUUAUAUCUUGCAGCAAAACGUUUUGCAAACCGUUUGUUUUCGUUCUCAUUCUAAGAUAAAAUUCUUAAAAAUAAGGUUUUCUAUUUUUUAUUCGGUUCGGUAUCCUAGGCAUUUGCUCGCUGUGAUUGGCUAGUGCGCGGUCCGGUUUUUCACGAUCUGUCCGGUCCGACGGAGCAAAGUUGCAUAAAAUACAAAUAAAAAAAAUACAAAUAUUAUUUACCGGCUAUAGGUUGGUCUGUGAAGGAAAACACUGCCCUCGGUCUUUUAUGAACGGACCUCGCUGCGUUUGUUCCGUACUGCCAAGACCAAGGGCAGUGUUUUCCUAUAUGGACCGACCUAUAUUUUUUCUAUUUGUAUUUUAUGCAACUUUGCUCGCAGGGCUAGCUGCAGGAUACCGUGGAUAGAGCAGAUCGUGACAUACCGGACCGCGCGCUAGCCAAUCACAGCGCGCGAAUGACUAGGAUACCGGCUCGAAAAAAAUAAAUAACAUAUAUGUAUCGCUAUGAAAUGAAUUGUACACUUCAGAACCAGGACAGUAGGGAAAAUGUUUUAAAGGAAGAAACGUUAUAUUAAACUAACAACUUUGCGCAGAAUUAAGCCGUUUGCUAGGCCGUUUUUAAAAUCGACUCAACAGAAAAAAAGGUGUUUUGAGUAAUCAUUUGUUUUAAGUUUAAGGUUCAUAAAAUACUGUUAUUGUUAGAAACAAUUUUCAAAUAGGAUGAAUUUUUAAAAGCUUGUAUAUGAAUGUAUAAGUAAUAAACAUCUAGAAAGAU
Molecule: messenger RNA, 3622 nt
Organism: Exaiptasia diaphana
Lineage: Eukaryota; Metazoa; Cnidaria; Anthozoa; Actiniaria; Aiptasiidae
Product: G2/M phase-specific E3 ubiquitin-protein ligase
Exons: 10
Coding region: 673-2592 (639 amino acids)
Molecular function (GO): ubiquitin-protein transferase activity
Source: RefSeq, a predicted model, not a curated record